UGUUCGAUCUGUCCUAAAAACUGUGGAAGUUAAUGGUUGAAAUGGAAUUGAUAUACAACUUUGAAAUUUUUGUAUGUGCGAUGAAAACCAUUAUUUCUAGACUGACACUACAUCAAACAGAAUGUUGAUUGUAAACGUACAGUCCAGACCGUUUCAAUGACCUGAUUUUCAGUACUGAAAUAAGGAAACAGACGUGACGGAAGUGCGAUAUUUUCCGGAAAUCGAACAGUGAGGCAGGCGCUUAGGACGGCAAGACAAAGCGUUAGUUUAUGAGUAUGUUGGUGAGACUUGGGUUAAAAGUCUUAAAGUGAAUAGCAUCUCGGAAAAGUAUAGGACGCGAGAUUUUGUAGGAAAGGACUGGCUAUCAAAAAUGCCGUGACAUACCGUAUUGAUUACGCCUUCUUGUUACCGCAAACAAAAACUGAUGAAGAUAACGCAAAAGUAAUAGUAGUGUACAUGAGACCUGACAGAUUGAAUAGUAUGAAAAUUUGCCCCGGAUGAAUUUUAUCGUCUGGUUUUGAAGAACAGUGUUUGUGUUGAAAUGCGUUCAUUUGCCUCAAUGUUAGUUGACACAUCAAGUGAAAGCUAAUAUUAUUUAUUCUUUGAGAGGUGCAGUGAUUUUUUUAUGGGGUUAUGCUUCUCUUGCAGAAAGUCGAGACUAGAAAGUUUAAAAUCCGAACAGUUUUCCGCUUCUGCAACUCCACUCCAUGUUUGCGUGGAAGAGCAAAAGGGACCAGAAAUUGGUUCAUCUUCUAAAGAGAUCUGUCAGUACACAAAAAUGGCUAACACAAUCUCCAACAUAAAAAUGACUAAUCCUGUAAGGAUCCUUGUGAGUAAAAGGAGAAAACGAUAUACGCAGGAUGGAUUUAAUUUGGAUUUGACAUACAUUAAGAGCAAUCUCAUAGCAAUGGGGUUUCCAGCUCAGAAGCUUGAAGGUGUGUACCGCAACCACAUUGAUGACGUUGUGAAAUUUCUGGAGUCCAAACACAAAGACCACUACAAGAUCUACAAUCUGUGUUCUGAACGAUCAUAUGAUGUGAGCAAAUUCCAACAGCGAGUGUCUGUUUACCCUUUUGAUGAUCACAACCCUCCCAAAAUGGAACUGAUUGGUCCAUUCUGUGCUGAUGUUCAUGAGUGGCUAUCUCAGGAUCCCAGAAAUGUUGCUGCUGUCCACUGCAAAGCUGGAAAGGGCCGAACAGGUGUUAUGGUUUGCUGCUAUCUGUUGCACAGCAAGCUGUACUCGACAGCAAAUGAAGCACUCAGUUACUAUGCUGGAAUGAGGACGCAUGAUAAAAAGGGUGUUACAAUACCUAGCCAACGCCGGUACGUUGGAUAUUAUGCAACAUUAGUACAAGAAGAAUUAAAGUAUCAUCCUGUUGUGCUCCUCCUUAAGGAGCUUCGUAUAGAACCCUUGCCAAACCUAAAUGGAGGACAAUGUAGUCUCCAGGUAGUGAUCUCAGAUUCAAACAAAUUGAUAUUUACGUCACCUGUGUAUGAAGUCAAGAAAGGUAGUCCAUCUUUCUGCAUACCCUUAGACCAGAGUGUUCGGCUGGAAGGGGACAUAAAAGUGCAGUUUUUUAACAAACCAAAAAUGAAACGAAAGGAGAAGAUGUUUCAUUUUUGGUUCAAUACCUUUUUUGUUCGUGAGGAAAUUCAAGUACCUGAUACCCCUGCCAAUGGGAAUGAGGAUGGGGAUGUAAUCCCACCUCCUGAUAGGUCUAGUAGAGCAAUGAGUUGUGAUGGACAGUCUCACGUAUCGCAACUUCCACUCAGGCAUUCAAGAACAGUGUCACUUGUUUCUUUGGAGCCUGACAUGAAAAUGUUGGUGUUGAGGCUAAACAAAUGGGCAAUCGAUGAGGCUCAUAAAGAUAAACAAAACAAGUUGUACAGUCCGGAUUUUGAGGUGACACUUUACAUGCGCCGUGUACCAAGUGACCUGUCAGCCAGUAAACUUUGGCAGCAUACAGACAUGCAGCAACGAACACAUUUCCAGGACACCCCUAGUGAGUCCUCUGAGGCUGAAUCCAGUGACUCAGAAUCAGCAGAAGAUGAAGACUGGGAAUCUGUGGAUUCCGCUGAGCGAAGGGUUGGCAGGUAUCGUUUACUUUCUGACUCGGAAUACAGGCAUGUAAAUGAACUAUUUGAGUCCUGAAGGCCCAAUAAGGGCUGUAAUGGGUUAACUUGCUUACAGUAAUCUGAAGGUGGGAGAACAGUGAACAAACAGUGUGUCCAUUUUAUAGAACCAUUUUACAAGUGUACAAAACCUUGAAGAAAGGUGUAUAGAAGAUAAAAAGUAUUUUCGAUAUUUACCUGAAUUUUUGUUGCCUGGUGCAGAAUUAUUUAUAUCUGUUUUUCAUAACUGUUCAUCAACAUUAUGCAAGACAACUGUGAGGAAACAUUGUUAAUAUUUCUCUUAUUUCAAUGAGUCAUACAAAUCCACAUUCAAAUUUUCACUCCUGUAGCACUGUGCUGUUUUAGCUCAACUAAGAAAUAAAGAUACAUUUUCAUUUUCUGAAGUGAUCUUUGAAUGUAUGAUGUGGCACAAAAUUAUGGAAGUUUUGUUCAAAAAUUUCUGCUUGUAUUUUAAAAUAUUCUGGAUGUUUCUAUUAUUAGAUGAUGUGAGGCAGUGUUUAGUGCAAUACAAAUAAGUUGACAUGUCUUGUAAAUUGAAAAGCAUUUGUGUUGUGGCUAUGUUUCAUGUAGUUCACAGAAUAAAUGCAAGGUUUCUUGCUAUUAUUUCAGUCAUAUUUUUGCAUUUGUCAUUAUCG
Molecule: messenger RNA, 2768 nt
Organism: Schistocerca nitens (vagrant locust)
Lineage: Eukaryota; Metazoa; Arthropoda; Insecta; Orthoptera; Acrididae
Gene: Pten
Product: phosphatidylinositol 3,4,5-trisphosphate 3-phosphatase and dual-specificity protein phosphatase PTEN
Exons: 10
Coding region: 626-2152 (508 amino acids)
Biological process (GO): protein dephosphorylation; phosphatidylinositol dephosphorylation; phosphatidylinositol 3-kinase/protein kinase B signal transduction
Cellular component (GO): cytosol; nucleus; plasma membrane
Molecular function (GO): protein tyrosine phosphatase activity; phosphatidylinositol-3,4,5-trisphosphate 3-phosphatase activity
Source: RefSeq, a predicted model, not a curated record